Molecule: messenger RNA, 825 nt
Organism: Trichosporon asahii var. asahii CBS 2479
Lineage: Eukaryota; Fungi; Basidiomycota; Tremellomycetes; Trichosporonales; Trichosporonaceae
Exons: 6
Coding region: 1-825 (274 amino acids)
Cellular component (GO): cytosol
Molecular function (GO): electron transfer activity
Source: RefSeq, a predicted model, not a curated record
AUGCUCCCUACUCGUGCCAACUUCGUCCACAUCCUCGUUCCCGUCAAGCGCGCGAUCGACUAUGCCGUCAAGGUCCGCAUUGCCAAGGACGGAAAGGGCGUCGACACCUCGGUCAAGCACUCGAUGGAUUCGAGUACGGAUACAGUCACUGACUUGCAGAACCCCUUCGACGAGAUUGCUGUUGAGGAGGCCGUCCGCAUGCGCGAGAAGGACAAGGACCUCGUCCAGAGCAUCACUGCCUUCACCGUCGGCCCCGCCAAGGCCGUCGACACCCUCCGUACUGCCCUCGCCAUGGGUGCCGACACUGGUAUCCACGUGAAGGUUCCCGACAACGCUACUGUCGAGCCCCUUGCCGUCGCCGAGGCCAUUAAGAAGGUCGUCGAGCGUGAGGGCGACAAGAAGAUCGACCUUGUCAUCCUCGGCAAGCAGGCUAUCGACGACGACUCGGGAGCCACCGGUGGUAUGCUCGCUGGUCUCCUGAACUGGCCCCAGGCUUCGUUCGCCUCGAAGCUCGACGUCUCUGCCGACGGUGCCGCCAAGGUCACCCGUGAGAUCGACGGUGGUCUUGAGGAGCUCAAGACCAAGCUUCCCCUCAUCGUCACCACUGACCUUCGUCUCAACGAGCCCCGUUACGCUUCCCUCCCCAACAUCAUGAAGGCCAAGAAGAAGAAGGUCGAGACGAUUACCCCCGAGGACCUCGGUGUCGACAUCACCCCCCGCCUCGAGACCAUCUCCGUCUCGUCUCCUCCCGAGCGCCAGGGUGGUGGCAAGGUCGAGUCCGUCGCCGACCUUGUCUCCAAGAUCAAGGAGGCUGGCGUCCUCUAA